Molecule: messenger RNA, 4017 nt
Organism: Gallus gallus (chicken)
Lineage: Eukaryota; Metazoa; Chordata; Aves; Galliformes; Phasianidae
Gene: MX1
Product: myxovirus (influenza virus) resistance 1, interferon-inducible protein p78 (mouse)
Exons: 14
Coding region: 1622-3739 (705 amino acids)
Biological process (GO): defense response to virus
Cellular component (GO): membrane; cytoplasm; nucleus
Molecular function (GO): GTP binding; GTPase activity; microtubule binding
Source: RefSeq, a predicted model, not a curated record
AUCCUCUGGUCACAGCGUGACAGGUAGAAGUCUGUGCGCCCUUCUGGCUGGACACAGACUAACACAAGUGAUAUUUGGGAGAGAAAAGGGGGUUGAGUGCUCAGCACACAGCAGCUCUGUGCUUUGGAUUUGGUGGUUGGUUCUGGGACUACUCCCAGAGAAGUGAAGCUAGGGCUGCCAGAGGAAAGCAAGGCAAGUCGUUGCCAGGCAGCUCGCAAUCCAUGCGGCCCCAGCUGGGUCAGGCUGCCCAGAGGUUUCUUGUGGGAUGGCAGGAGGCUGCUGGCACAGAGACUGCAGAUGCCUACAAAUACAGUUCAAGGAAAGCAGCAUGGCAACAGCAUCACAGCAGCUGUGGUGAUGAUGGAAUGCUUACGGGGAAGAAGUUUUUCCUAAUGCCCAACCUGAGUAGUUGAAUUGUUACUGGUCCAAAUCAAGCGCUUUCCUUACAGUCUAUUUUUUGUUUUGGUUAAAGGAGAGAGGAAUAAUAAUAAUAAUAAAUUAGACUGAGUAGGGAGUGAGGAAUUACUCUUUUUAUUUUACACAUUUGAAGUAUCACUUAUAUUUUAUGUGAUCUUCCCAUAUUGACAUCAGCUAGAAGUGAAGAAUAUUUAUUUUUAAUUCAACCAAAGAACAGGCUCACUAGUAAAUGUAUCCACUAGGACUAGCAGACAUUUUGGUCCCCUAGUCCUAGGUAAUUCAGUAAAAUCAAUCUGCCAAUAUUCUCCAGGUGCUUGUCCCUCUGCUGUUUUUCUGAAUUGAAUCUUAUUCUGUUUUCAGGUUGGUUGGUUUGUUUUACAAUGUAUUUCACACCUUUCAGUAACUGACCUAACUCCCUCACCCCCUCUGAUUCAGCACUGUAAACAGGUAUUCUUUGUCCUAUGGUAAGAUUUCAUCCUGCUUCCAUUAGCAACACGGUUGCUGAGACUGCUCUCAGACACCCAGGCCAUCCUUGACCCACUGUGUCCAGUUGCUUGGAGAAAUAGGCCACUGCCCUGCCCUCUGCCAAGUGCAGGGUCGCCAACCACCAGACCAGGCUGCCCAGAGCCACAUCCAGCCUGGCCUUGAAUGCCUCCAGGGAUGGGGCAUCCACAACCUCCUUGGGCAACCUGUUCCAGGGUGUCACCACCCUCUGUGUGAAAAACUUCCUCCUCAUAUCUAACAUAAACUUCCCCUGUCUUACUUUAAAACCAUUUCCCCUUGUUCUUCAGUAAGAACAGUUAGGAAGGUAAAAUUCUCUUAAAUUGCUUUUGAUUGCUCCUUGAACUGCUAGUCUAUGAGACUUUCCAUCAGCUUUCUUAAGGGGCAAAACUGGGGGUGUUGUGCAUGUCACAUUCCCUUAAUAAACCAUGUUGAUAAUUUUUCUAUGAGAGGUACCAACCUCAUCUAAGCUUCUAAUUUUAUAGGAUAUUGUUUCAGCCUUACCCGUGCUGAUCCUGGCUUUUGGUCUCUUCUUACUGGCUCAGCACUCUUUGAUCUUCCAGGCACCUCCUCUGCUUGUACCAAAGGCACCACUGCAGCUUCCACUUCAGAGGCUGUCAAGAGUGGUCGGUGUCGAUAAUAAUCACUGCUCGGUGCAGUACAUGCGGACAAGCCAUAGAGCAAGCCAGAAGAACAGCAGAACAUGAACAAUCCACGGUCCAACUUCAGCUCAGCUUUUGGAUGUCCCAUUCAGAUCCCAAAGCAGAAUAGUAAUGUACCACCUUCCUUACCAGUACCUGUAGGAGUUUUUGGGGUGCCUCUGCCAUUAGGCUGCAGCAAUCAGAUGGCUUUCUGUGCUCCAGAACUGACUGACAGAAAGCCUGAGCAUGAGCAGAAAGUGUCCAAGAGGCUGAAUGACAGAGAAGAGGACAAGGAUGAGGCAGCAGCAUGCAGCUUGGACAACCAAUAUGACAGAAAGAUCCGACCUUGCAUUGAUCUUGUUGACAGCCUGAGAAAGCUUGAUAUAGGAAACGACCUGAUGUUGCCUGCAAUUGCAGUGAUUGGAGACCGGAACUCUGGGAAAAGCUCUGUCCUUGAAGCUUUGUCUGGUGUUGCUCUUCCUAGGGACAAAGGUGUCAUUACUCGCUGUCCUCUGGAACUUAAACUGAAAAAAAUGACAGCUCCGCAGGAAUGGAAAGGGGUAAUUUAUUACCGCAACACAGAAAUACAGCUCCAGAAUGCAUCAGAGGUGAAGAAAGCAAUAAGAAAAGCCCAAGAUAUAGUGGCUGGCACUAAUGGUAGCAUUACUGGAGAACUAAUUUCCCUUGAAAUCUGGUCUCCUGACGUCCCAGACCUGACACUAAUUGAUCUUCCUGGAAUUGCCAGAGAGGCCGUGGGGAACCAGCCACAAGAUAAUGGCCAACAGAUCAAAACACUACUUAAAAAAUAUAUUGGCUGCAAAGAGACAAUCAUUGUGGUAGUGGUACCAUGUAAUGUGGAUAUUGCAACAACAGAAGCGCUGAAAAUGGCUCAAGAGGUGGAUCCCACAGGAGAAAGGACGCUUGGGGUCCUCACUAAACCAGACCUAGUGAACGAAGGAACUGAAGAGACUGUCCUUAAGAUAAUACAAAACGAGGUCAUCCCACUCAGAAAAGGUUAUAUGAUUGUGAAAUGUUAUGGGCAAAUGGACUUCUGCAACGAAUUGUCCUUCACCUCCGCAAUCCAGCAAGAGAGAGAAUUCUUUGAGACUCACAAACAUUUCAGCACUCUUCUGGAUGAAAAUAAGGCUACUAUCCCACAUCUGGCAAAUAAGCUUACAGAUGAACUUGUGGGACGUAUUAUUAAAACUUUGCCUGCAAUAGAGAAGCAAGUACAUGAUGCACUGCAACAAGCAAAGAAGGAACUACAAAAGUACACACAAAGCACACACCCAACUGUCAGCGAUAAGACAAUUUUCCUUGUGGGGUUGAUCAAAGCGUUUAAUGAAGACAUCUCUCAGACAAUGCAUGGAAAGGAAUCCUGGUUUGGAAAUGAAAUCAGACUGUUUCCAAAAAUCCGCAGAGAGUUUCGGACAUGGGGAGUAAAGCUCCUGGAGAGCUCUGCCAAAGUUGAAGAAAUCGUAUGCAGUAAAUUGCCCAAAUAUGAAGACCAGUACCGCGGACGGGAGUUCCCAGACUUUAUCAGCUACUGGACAUUUGAGGACAUUAUAAAAGAGCAAAUUACGAAGCUGGAGGAGCCAGCUGUUGCGAUGCUGAACAAAGUGAUCUAUAUGGUUGAAGAGAAAUUUUUGCAGCUGGCUAACAAGCGUUUUGCUAAUUUUCAGAACUUAAACAACGCUGCUCAGGCCAGAAUUGGUUGCAUUAGUGACAGACAAGCAACGACUGCGAAAAAUUGCAUCCUGACUCAAUUUAAAAUGGAGAGAAUUAUAUACUGCCAGGAUAACAUCUACACAGAUGAUUUAAAAGCUGCCAGGGCAGAAGGCAUCAGCAAAGAUACAAAAAUCAAAGACCUUGCUUUUGGAUGUGCUUCACGUCAAUGUCCCAGCUUUGCCCUGGAAAUGGUUUCUCACGUAAAGGCCUAUUUCACUGGAGCAAGUAAACGCCUGAGCAAUCAGAUUCCUCUGAUCAUCCUCUCUACUGUCCUUCAUGACUUUGGAAAUUAUUUGCAGACCUCAAUGUUGCAUCUCUUGCAAGGAAAAGAAGAAAUAAACUAUUUACUCCAGGAAGAUCAUGAAGCUGCUAACCAGCAGAAGUUACUGACCAGCAGAAUUAGUCACCUCAACAAAGCCUACCAAUACCUGGUAGACUUUAAGUCUCUGUAGCUUUCUUCAUCUUUCAGAAGUAUUUUUCUGCUUUUGCUUUCUAGCAUUAAUGAGGAACUUUGCAAAAUCCUCCAUUAGCAGCAACCUUUAAUACCAGUUUCUAAAUUUUUCUAAUGAUUUAGUGGCCUAGUUGUCUUAUUUUCCAUAGUCUGAUAUGCCUACCCUUGUCAAAGCUGCACUUAUCACAGCAGUAGCUGUGAUGUUAUCCCACUUUCAAACAUUCAUUUUAUAAACUUUGUCUCCCAUACAUCAUUAAAAUAAUUUUUUUAAAAGCUUGA